This is a messenger RNA of Ipomoea triloba (trilobed morning glory), 1741 nucleotides long. Its product is annotated as leucine aminopeptidase 2, chloroplastic-like. Gene Ontology annotation, molecular function: manganese ion binding; metalloaminopeptidase activity. Lineage: Eukaryota; Viridiplantae; Streptophyta; Magnoliopsida; Solanales; Convolvulaceae. Gene Ontology annotation, cellular component: cytoplasm. Gene Ontology annotation, biological process: proteolysis. The coding region runs from base 1 to 1581 and encodes 526 amino acids. The record is from RefSeq and is a predicted model, not a curated record. The transcript is spliced from 10 exons.
AUGGCUAACUCCGUAGCUAUGGCUACUCUUGGCCUCACUAAGCCCAAUCAAAUCCAACGCCCUAAGAUUUCGUUUGCUGCAAGAGAGGUUGAUUUGCUGGAAUGGAAAGGAGACAUACUUGCAGUAGGUGUGACAGAGAAGGACAUGGCUAGAGACCAAAAUUCCAAGUUCCAAAAUUUGGUCUUGCAAAAGUUGGAUUCAAAUUUGGGUGGCAUUUUGUCUAAAGCCUCAUCUGAGGAAGAUUUUUCUGGGAAAUCUGGUCAAUCCACUGUCCUUAGACUGUCUGGUCUUGGUUUUAAAAGGAUUGGAUUAGUGGGGGUUGGGUCAUCGGUUUCUUCAACCAUUGCUUAUCGUACUCUCGGUGAGACUAUUGCUGCAGCUGCUAAAUCUGCUCAGGCGAGUAGUGUUGCUGUUGCACUUGCUUCGGCUGAAGGCCUCUCGGUGGAAUUAAAGCUCAGUGCUGCCUCAGCAAUGGCAACUGGAAUUGUGCUGGGGACUUUUGAAGAUAACAGGUUUAAGCUAGAGCCAAAGACUCCCACUCUCAAGUCUGUCGAGAUUCUUGGCCUUGGAACUGGACCUGAGAUUGAAAAGAAACUGAAAUACUCAGAAGUUGUUAGUUCUGGUGUGAUAUUUGUGAAAGAGCUUGUAAAUGCACCUGCCAAUGUACUAACCCCUGGGGUACUUGCCGAAGAGGCCAAAAAUAUUGCUUCUUUGUACAGUGAUGUUCUUACCGCAACAAUCUUGGAUGCUGAGCAGUGCAAAGAAUUGAAAAUGGGAUCGUUUUUAGGUGUUGCUGCAGCUUCUGCACAUCCUCCUUAUUUCAUUCAUUUGUGUUACAAGCCCCCGAGUGGAUCGGUCAAAACUAAGCUGGCUUUGGUUGGAAAGGGGAUUACUUUUGACAGUGGUGGAUACAACAUUAAGGCCGGGGCAAAUUCCGCGAUUGAGAUCAUGAAAAAUGAUAUGGGUGGUGCUGCAGUAGUGUUUGCUGCAGCAAAAGCGAUGGGCCAAAUAAAGCCUGCUGGAGUGGAAGUGCAUUUCCUUACUGCUGCUUGUGAAAAUAUGAUUAGUGGGGCAGGCAUGAGACCUGGAGACAUUCUCACAGCUUCAAAUGGGAAGAGAAUUGAGGUUAACAACACUGAUGCUGAAGGAAGGCUUGCACUUGCAGAUACUUUAAUAUAUGCCUGCAAACUAGGUGUAGAAAAGAUAGUUGAUCUGGCUACACUGACUGGUGCCUGUAUAACUGCUCUUGGCCCCUCUGUUGCUGGGGUUUUCACGCCUAGCGACGACCUGGCGAGGGAGGUGCUUGAAGCAGCAGAAAUUGGGGGUGAAAAGCUUUGGAGGUUGCCCAUGGAGGAGAGCUACUGGGGGACGAUGAAAUCCGGGAUUGCUGACAUGAUAAACACCGGUCCUAGACAUGGUGGUGCAAUCACUGCAGCUCUUUUCUUGAAACAGUUUGUUGAUGAGGGAGUAGAAUGGUUGCAUAUUGACAUUGCUGGUCCAGUGUUUGAUGAAAAGAAGAAACUUGCAACAGGGUUUGGUAUUAGUACUAUGAUGGAAUGGGUGCUGAAACACUCUUCUUAGUUUUACAUAUAAUUCAUUUUGGAAUUUGGAUGUUCUAAUGUAGCUUCUUCAUGUGCACUAGUUGUAAAUGAAGUUAGAUACUUUUACAAUCGAAUGUACCGAUUAAUGUCGAGUAGUAUAGAUGUAAGACUGUUUAUAAGAGGUCUCCAAAAUUAACUCA